CCACUAGGGUACCUUUGCAAUUCCCUAAGUUUAGGAAUUCGAAUAGCGGAUGGAAGUCCCGAUUUUUCUUCGUCCGGCUUUCAAAGGGUCAGUUCUCUUUUAACACAAACUGGCGACACCCCCAAAUUCAUCUCUUCAAUAGCCAAGUAGAAGUUACUCCCUUUCUAGAAGCUCAAAUCGAGGACUUGGUUGAUGUACCGCCUUCUGCACCUAACUUAGGGUCAGUCCUAACCAUGAAGAACAUGUUGAAAGUGGGGAUGAGUCGCCCAAUUGGUAGGUCGUUUAUGUUGUUUUUCUUUUCUUUUAUCGCAUGCACACACGUUCAUUUAUUAUUUUUGCCUUUAGUUCGUAGAGACUAAUGAGUUUGGAUGUGUGUUUCAGGUAUGGACUUUGAUCUUGAUGAGGUAUUGAAGACUCUGCCAGGAGGAGAUGAGGGCCUUACCCUCGUUGAUGGGGCCGAGCUUGAUCUGGAAGGAGUCAUGGAUUCCAUGCCUGACCAGGGGCAGGAGGGUGAGGUGGAUCCUUCGCCUAUCCCUUCAAAGAGAAGGAGAGGGGCCGAUCUUGGGAGAAAGUCUCAAACGAUCAACGAGACUUCUCAGCCUUCAGAUGAGCCUCGUGAUGUGGCUCCAGCUACUAGGCCGGGAGCUCCCAGUCGUGCACGUUGUGAGCGUGAGGACUCGCUUCCUAACUUUGGGUUUUCUCUUACCCGGGACUAUCAUGAGAUGGGGGUGCUUAAGUCGUUGGUGACCCCCGCUCGAUCCAGAGCGAUUGUAGGGCGCAGCGUAGAUGACAUUGAAAGGGCUGCGGCUGUUUACCUCCAGAGGGUGGUGGCCCUCCAGACCGGACUCGCUGAGUCAAAUCGCCGCCUGGUCUCAGAGCUGAAAACUCUUACUGAAGAAAAGAAAAAGGAGGCUCAUCACCACAAGAAGAAAAUAUCCUCCUUGAGGAAAUCUCUGGAGACGUCGGACGCUCGAGCUCGUGAGCAGGAGACGGAGAUCGACAACCUACGUUUUGUUUUGGCUCGUGCUCCUGAAGAGGCGGUUGAGAGGUAUAAGGCCUCAGAUGAGUACGCUGGAGAUCUCAAGGCGUCUGUGGAUCAGUGUAAGACAUCGUCCGAUUAUGCUAAGGCUUUGAACUCAUACGGGGGAAAGGCGAUGUCAGCCUCAAUUAAGCUCUCCAAGGAGUAGAUUAUGGCCGAACAUCCUUCUAUAGACCCCUCCGGUCUGGAUAGAUUUCUUGCAUAGCGCAAAGGGAAAGAGAGUAUAGCUCAGUCAUCCAGAUCACUCGGUCGUUCAUCAUAAGGUGGUAGUGGGGAUGUCUCCCCUUCAAGCUGAAGCAUUUCUGAGUUGUUGUUUUCUUUGCUAGUUUUUCCUUUUGAGUGUUUACUUUUGUU
This is a messenger RNA of Olea europaea var. sylvestris, 1393 nucleotides long. RefSeq lists its product as uncharacterized. NCBI's taxonomy places the organism in Eukaryota, Viridiplantae, Streptophyta, Magnoliopsida, Lamiales, Oleaceae. The transcript has 3 exons. The coding region runs from base 369 to 1187 and encodes 272 amino acids. The record is from RefSeq and is a predicted model, not a curated record.